UCGCAGAUCUUAUUGGCCCUGGUGUCGACGGUCCUCGGGUCGCCGCAGUACUAUGGCGGCCCAGUGUAUGGACCCCACGGUGGGGCUGCGCCCCUGGGACCCGACGGACGCGUGAUCGACACCCCCGAGGUCGCGCAGGCCAAGAGCUCCCACCUGGCCGCUCUGGCCGAAGCCGCGGCUCGCGCGCCCAAAGCACUGGACGGACCUUACCCCGGACCCUACGGAGCCGGGCCCGCCGGACCCUACGGCCCAGCCGGCUACGCUCCCCGGUACAGUGGGCCACCAGCUCCUCUGGGACCUGACGGCCGUGUGGUAGACACUCCUGACGUCGCCAACGCCAAGGCGAUCCACUUCAGCUUGUACAACGCCGAGAUCCAGAAGGCCGGGCCACCAGUGCCCCCCGCGCCCAUCCACGCUGCCUACCCUGGUGCCUACAACGACGGCUCGUACAACCCCGCCUACGAUCACUACUGA
Messenger RNA from Copidosoma floridanum, 474 nucleotides. RefSeq lists its product as uncharacterized. NCBI's taxonomy places the organism in Eukaryota, Metazoa, Arthropoda, Insecta, Hymenoptera, Encyrtidae. The record is from RefSeq and is a predicted model, not a curated record.